AUGCCCACCGGAACAGGCGUCGUCGACGCGUUCAAGAAUUUCAUCCGCCACGGAAAGACCCACCAUUCAGCUCAGAAGCAGCAGGAUGACGAUCCUUACCAGCUCUACACCACCCAACAGCCCGUCCAGCAGCAGCCGCGCGCCGACCAGAGUCGCCACCAACAGCAGCGCGAGGCUCAGGCGCAACAGCACCAAACACAGAAGCACGCCUCACCCAAGUACAAGGAGCAGAUCGAGCAGAUCGUCCAGGAAGAGCGCGAGGCCAAGAACAAGAUGCCAACAUACACGGGGCUCGAGAACUUCAGGCUGCUUGAGAAGAUGGGCGACGGUGCAUUCUCCAAUGUGUACAAGGCCGUCGAUCUCCGGACAGGGCAGAAAGUCGCAGUCAAAGUUGUCCGCAAAUACGAAUUGAGUGCCUCGCAGGGGGCUGGCGAAAAGCACCUGAACCGCGAGUUUAAAAAGAAGCCGCGGGUCACGGAGAGGGCAAACAUCCUUAAAGAAGUGCAGAUCAUGCGCGGCAUCAACCACCCGUCAAUAGUCAAGCUAUUGCAGUUCUUCGAGUCGCCAGAGCAUUACUUCUUGGUUCUAGAGCUCAUGGAAGGCGGCGAGCUCUUCCACCAGAUCGUGAAGCUCACAUAUUUCAGUGAGAAUCUCGCACGUCACGUCAUUGUGCAGGUCGCACAGGGUAUCCGAUACCUCCACGAAGAGCGUGGUGUCGUCCACCGGGAUAUCAAGCCCGAAAACUUGCUCUUCGACCGCAUACCCAUCGUUCCCUCCAAGAUACCCGCUCCGAAACAGUUCGACGAGGAUAAGGAGGACGAAGGCGAAUUCAUACCAGGCGUCGGUGGGGGUGGAAUUGGCAAGGUCAAGAUUGCUGACUUUGGCCUAAGCAAGGUCGUAUGGGACGAACAGACGAUGACGCCAUGUGGGACGGUGGGGUAUACUGCACCCGAGAUUGUGAAGGAUGAGCGGUACAGCAAGAGCGUCGACAUGUGGGCUCUUGGCUGUGUGCUCUACACCCUGCUUUGCGGCUUCCCGCCUUUCUACGACGAGAGCAUCAACGUCCUCACGGAGAAGGUUGCUCGCGGGCACUACACCUUCCUCAGUCCCUGGUGGGAUACCAUUGGCGCAUCAGCUAAGGAUCUCAUCACACACUUGCUGUGCGUCGAUCCAGCUCAGCGGUACACAAUCGACGAGUUCCUGGCGCAUUCAUGGGUCACUGCGGUGCCUGCCCCCCCAGACCCUACUCCCCUUCCCAGCAUUCCUCGCGCACCCCUCGAUUCUCCGCUCCUCGCCGACGCUCGCGGUGGGGUCCGCUCCCCCGGUCUGGCCACGCUCAAGGAGGCCUUCGACAUCACGUACGCCGUCCACCGUAUGGAAGAGGAGGGUGCUCGCAGACGUGCCCAGAAGGGCGGUGCAAAUCGCGGCUUCCUCCAGAACCUCAACGAGAGCGACGAGGAUGAGGAUGCCAAGCCCUUGCCGAAGCAGCCUCCCGCUGGUGCGGGAGCAAAGGUUGCGGCCAAUCGUGCAGUUGUCGGCAAUGCGUAUGACGGUCGUGCUGGUCAGCGCGAUCGUGGACGGAAAACGGGCGCCUCGAAGCCGUUUGAGCUCGACAUGGAUCAUGCGACGCUACUCGGCAGGAGACACCGGCGCGGUGUGGAUAGCAGUGUCGUCAGCGGCAGUCCGCUAUCGAAGGAGGCACCAGGGAACGACCAAUCUACGGAAGUACCCAUGUCUCCCAUGAGAGUGGACUAGUUCGGUCGACCGCGCAUGUCGCCUAGCCGUUGGCUUUGAUCCUCCCUCGCUAUCUCACUCCACUGGGCCUCGUCAUUCGUACUCGCAUCGAUCUGUUGCGUCUUCUUCCGUGUUCCAUAGAUCUUGUCCAUAUCCGCUGGCACCUUCCACACGCGCUCUUGUGCUGGCCAUCACUCUGUAAACAUACGAUGUAGCUGUAUAUCUUAUUGUGCCUUCUUGUCCUGUUAGUCCAUCUGUGCCGUCUCAUCAUUCGUCCACUUCCCACCCUCCACACCUCUCGACCUCCCC
Dichomitus squalens LYAD-421 SS1 is the source of this 2043-nucleotide messenger RNA. Its product is annotated as Pkinase-domain-containing protein. The coding region runs from base 1 to 1755 and encodes 584 amino acids. Gene Ontology annotation, biological process: protein phosphorylation. The transcript has 9 exons. The record is from RefSeq and is a predicted model, not a curated record. Gene Ontology annotation, molecular function: protein kinase activity; ATP binding. Lineage: Eukaryota; Fungi; Basidiomycota; Agaricomycetes; Polyporales; Polyporaceae.